AUGAAAAUUUUUAGAAUCCUUCUGAUUAGCUCUUUAAUUGCAAUAUCAUCGCACAGGAGCGAUAGCGAUAGAAAGAGCACUUCGAGAAAGACACAGAAAAAAAAGGAAAUCAAUGAAAACAACAAUGGUGAGCGGGAGAAUUAUAUAGAAUCAGAAAGGAAUCACACAACGGAUGAACCCAAUGGAAGGAAAAAUAGCAAGGGAAGCGUAAGUGGAAUGGAGCAAAAGACAAAAGAAGAAAAAUUAAAUGCUGAUAUGUUGAAUCAUAUGUUGAAUAAUAUGUUGGAUGAUCUGUUGGAUGGCACCUUAGAUUCUGCACCUAGGAAAGAUGACCAUGAGAACCCAAAUGAUGAAAUCCAAAGUGCUCAUAAAGAAAUGUUUUAUCCGAAUCCAAGCAUCAUGAUUGGAAGAGUAUUGCAUUUUAUAAGAGAAUGUAUAAUGACAUAUUAUAGAAAUAUAAUAAACCAUAUCCCCCGUCAUGAUGAAAUGUCUUUGCGUGUGAAAAUGAAUAUUAUUACAAUUUUGAAAUCUUCGAAAUGUGGCCAACACCUCGCUACCAUUGCUGAUAAACUAAUUGCAUAUAGUGGAAAAGUAGAAGCACAAUGGAAUUAUAUUAUCUACUCACCAUUCGGAUAUGUGAUGAUGAAGAAAACAAUGUUAGACAGAUGGUUGGAAGAGAAUCAGAACCAUGGUGCAGACAAUUACAUGAAGGGUGAGAAGAUGCCAAAGCAAGGGGCAGAAGGAGAGGCAGAAAAUGUGGAGCAAGGGGCAGAAAAUGGUGAUGAUGAAAAUGCUUCUUAUGAUAAUGUUGAUGAUGACAAUGCUGCUUAUGAUAAUGCUUCUUAUGAUAAUGUUGAUGAUGACAAUGCUGCUUAUGAUAAUGCUUCUUAUGAUAAUGUUGAUGAGGAAAAUGCUUCUUAUGAUAAUGCUGCUUAUGAUGGUGGUGAUGAAAACAAAUCAAGUGCCAGUGGAGGGAGGAGCAAAGAUGGAAUUGAUCCAAGCGAAGAAGAAAAUUCGGAGAGCUUUCUCAGCUUCGAAAAGGAUUUUAUGAAAAUGGAAGAAUUGUCACAAGAUAAGAACUACCCAAACGAAACUAACGCAGGGAAAACAAACAAGACUCAGGGAGAAACGGAUAGUUCGAGCCACAACUGGAAUGACCGAAUGAACAGUAAAUCAGAUGGCAGUGCAAGCACCCAAAGGAAAAAAAAAAAGGGAAUAAAAAAAAAUGCAAAUCAUAAGGAGAAGAAGAUGAAGAAGAAAAGGAGGAAAAGUGACUCUUGGCAAGCAGACGCUACGACAUAUGCCUCAAUAGAUGUAAUGGAGGAGAAUGAUCCGAGGGAAAAAAACACAAAAGAUGAACAUGAGACAGAGGAUGAGUACGACGAUUUGCUGAUUAACAAGCCAGAAUCGAUAAAAUAUUUUUUCGAACUGUUAAGUGAAAUAUGUAUCAUUGUGAAAUUGGGAGUGAUGUAUAGAUAUACUCAUUUUCUAAUUCCGUUGAAAAAUUUAAUAGUUUCUAAAACACUUCAUCAAAUUGAAGUGAUACUUAUGACCGUGCUAUCGAUUCAUAGAAUUGGUAGCCAUAAAUACAGAGAUGUGUAUGGACUAGGAGUGAUAAUGGUUCUCUUAUACGUGUUAAGAUAUUUUAUAAAAAAAUAUAUAUUUAAGAAUGAAAAAAGGAAAAGUGAACAAGAAAAUAAAAAUAAACAAUCAGAUGAUAUAUAUGUGGAAAAUCUAUUAAAAAGAAUUUUAUACUUUGUUGAAAAUAAAAAAACAAUGUCUAAUUAUGAAAAUGUCAUACAAGAUGUUUUAGAAAAUACAGAAACAUUAUUGGCUAACAGUGCUGUAAUAAAUAAAGAAAAUAAACAAAUUUACAAUGACAUUAUAUCGAAUAUAAACAAUCUUGGUAUCUUUACAUACCUUUCUACACAAGCUUUAAAAAGUAUUAACCAAAAAUCCAAUGUCAUUUUAAGUGAAUUAUCAGGUGACGGUGUCAACGCGGCCAGGAUGAGAUCAAUUGAUAUGGAAAUGAAUUUAGAUUUGGAUUUAGAUUUAGAUGUGUUGGGAGCAAAUGGACAAGCCACGAAUUUGGGAUCAGGGAUUGGACCUGCGAUGGGGACAUCUCUACGGCCAACAUUAGCACCACCCGGAGGAGUGGGGAUAGAAGGACGAGGAAGAAACUUGGAUGAUAAUUUCAACAUGAACAAAUUACAAAAUAAUUACAUAAAUGAACGUGGAUUUGAAGAAAACAGUGGAAGCGGUAAAUUGAGAUAUAGCCUAUUGCAGCAGCAACAGCAACAGCAGCAGCAUAACGAUGCAUAUGAAGAAGGAGAUCAUUUGUUUUCACUAAAAAAAACAUCUACAAGCUAUGGUCUUGUCAGUGAUAACCUAUGUGUAAAUAAUGGAGGAAACAAUUUUAUAUACAAUGGAAUUAGUAAUGAAAAUGGAAAGAGUGAUAUCUAUUUAUACAGUCUGGAACAACCUACGUAUCAGAAUACGCAAGAUGACAAUUGUAGAAACAAUCCUAACUUUAACGUCAACAUGAUAAACCUUCAAAAUUUAAGCGACAUAGAUCAAGUUUCAAAUGGAUUGAACACUCCAAAUAUGACGAAGAAGACCAAUAGGUUGAACACUCCGAAUAUCGCAAGUACCGUGGUGAACGCUGCUAACUUCUCCAAUUUGGGCCCCCCUCCUGAGUACGUGAAAUUUGGAGAUGAAUUUCCAAAGGGUGACAUGGAUAGUGGAAAUGGUUUUUCGCACAUGUCUAAAAUGUUCAACCCUAUGAACGGAGAGGACUCGACAAUUGGUGCAUCAAGGGGUGUUCCAACUGGUGCACAAAGCUGUGUUCCAAGUGAUAUACCUAGUGAGAUACCAAACGGUGCACCAAGCGAGAUACCAAAUGGUGCACCAAGCGAGAUACCAAACGGUGCACCAAGCGAGAUACCAAACGGUGCACCAAGCGAGAUACCAAACGGUGCACCAAGCGAGAUACCAAACGGUGCACCAAGCGAGAUACCAAACGACGCACCAAGCGAGAUAACAAGUGAAGAUGGAAUCAAAGGCAUGCAUGCAAGAAGCCGUGCAAAUCAAUCGCCCAAACAGAGUGAUCAUCCCAUUCAUGCCAUGAUGUAUGUUCCCAAUGAACAGCAUAUUCAUGAGAUGAAAUCCGACAUGAAAAACAUCCAAAAUAAAAGUUCCCUCCUCUCGACCUCUCCUAUGGGCAAUUUCAUUCCUGAUUUAAACAAUAAUCUUAUGCACCUCAAUAACAAUGUUCAGAAUAAAAAAUAUGUAAAUGAACUAAUUCCAAAGAAGAAAUCAUCGGCAGGGUUAAAUACAGUUAUUCCAGAAAAGAGUAACGUAACCGAGCAUAAUAAUUUUCCUGUACAUGGUAAUAUAAACAGGAUGAAGUUGCCCUCUGAUGAUAGCAUAAAAAAUGUGGACAACUCCUUCGAAAACAAAAAGAAUGAGCAUACAGAAACCAAUGACAAAAUAACGAAUAAUUUAGUUAACCCCAACAUUCCACUUUUUGAUGAUUCGAAAGCUGGGGGUGCGAUCUCCCCCCCACCAAGGAACGACUCUCUUCCGAACUACGCCCCUCAACCCUUUUCGCAAAUGCCUCCAGCCCAUAAAGUAAUGGAAAGUUCGAGUAACCGAAACCAGAAAUAUCUUACGCAGAGAAAGGAACGCCAAAAAAUUGUUGCAACAAAAUCCCCCUUUAAUUAA
Molecule: messenger RNA, 3723 nt
Organism: Plasmodium gonderi
Lineage: Eukaryota; Apicomplexa; Aconoidasida; Haemosporida; Plasmodiidae
Product: secreted ookinete protein
Exons: 4
Coding region: 1-3723 (1240 amino acids)
Source: RefSeq, a predicted model, not a curated record